GGCUGCGGCGGGAGCGAGCCCGGAGCUGCCCUGCGUCUCCGCUCCGCCGCCCGCCUCCUGCCCCGGGCGCGGCCACCGGGCUGCGGCCCCGGCGGAGCGGGGAUCCCGGAGGCCGCCGCGGGAAAGCGGGGCGGGGGGGGGGGGGGGAUGCUUGGCAGCGCUCCGCGGAGCAUCCCGCCGCACGGGCGUCCCCGCCAACCGCCCUGCGCGGCGCCGGGGCUGGGGGCCGCGGGGCGGGCAGCCCGUCGGUAGCCUUCCCCCCCGCCGCCGCUCCCGGCAGCGGGAUCUCCCCUCGACCCUCACCGCGGGCGCCCCGGCCCCUGCGCCCGCUUCCCGCGGAGGAUGCUCCUGGGCGGCGGCCGGCCCCCCGCCCGCUGCCCGGCCCGCGGCUCCCGCUUGCCGGUGCUGCCCCGGGGGCCAGCGGCCUGGGCCGGGCGCCGCGUCCCGGGCGGCGGUUCUCGGCCUCCGCAGGACGGGAUGAUCCCCCGGCGGGGUCCCGGCGCUCCAGGGACGGCGAGAGAGGAGGAAGCCCCGGGGCCGCGCUCCGCCUGCGGGACGCCGAGGUACCGGUGAGGCUGGUUCUGCGCCCGGGACCCGCCGCGGAGCCGCCGUCGGCCCCCGGUCCCGCACGGUCCCCCCGGGGGGCCGGGAGAAGCUGUCGCCAGCCCCCGCUGGGAGGCGAAAGGUGGAGCCUGGCCAGUUCCCGCAGAGCGUCCGUUCCUGCUUCUUGCUGGCCGGCCCCGUCCUGGCGCGGUGCCGCCGGCUGCCUCGGGGCUCCGGGCCCGGCCUCCCCCGCCCGCCGCCCCCGGCAGCCAUGCCUGCCCCCGGCCGCCCGCUGUCCGGCCGCCCGGCCCGCAGCCUCACCCGCCUGCGCCUCCAGCGCACCUGGCUGCAGAUCCUGCUGGUGCUGGGCUUUGUCCAGGUGAUCCUGGGCGUCCUGAUCGUCACCUUCAGCCUGGUGGCGGCCACCAUCACCCCCUCCGCCAGGAUCCGCCACUCCUGCCCGUCCUGGGCCGGCUUCUCGCUGGCGCUGUCUGGGCUUGUCGGCAUCGUCUCCUGGAAGCGGCCGCUCACCCUGGUGAUCACCUUCUUCACGCUGCUGUCAGUGCUGGGCAUCAUGCUGAGCCUUGCCGGGUCCAUCCUGUCCUGCCAGAACGCGCAGCUGGUGAAGUCCCUGGAGGCCUGCGAGAGGGAGAAGGACUUGUGUGUCUGCUGCCAGGCCCGCUCAGAGCCCCCACCUGCCUCCUGCAGCCAGCAGAGCGAGAUGCUGACCAUGUUCCCCAACCCCAACUGCCGGAGCAUCCGUGUAGCACUCAAGGACCUCCUCUUCAGUGUCUGUGGCUUGACUGUCUUCUCCACCAUCAUCUGUACGCUCUCCGCUGUUGUGUGCUGCAUCCAGAUCUUCUCCCUUGACAUAGUCCAUGUGCUGGUCCCCCAGCGCUCGAGCUCCAUGACGCUGGAAUGCACGUCCCCCCCUGACACCUUUCUGCAGAACAUGAUGGACUUCGAGGAGUUUGUGCCCCCAGUGCCGCCGCCCCCCUACUACCCCCCCGAGUACACCUGCAGCUCCGAGACGGAUGCGCAGAGCAUCACCUACAACGGCUCCAUGGACAGCCCUGUGCCCCUCUACCCGACUGACUUCCCCCCUUCCUACGAGACCGUGAUGGGGCUGCGGGGAGACAGCCAGGCCACCCUGUUUGACUCGCAGCUGACGGACGGCUCACAUGCCUGCACCUGCGACCGCGUCCCCUCCAUCGUGCUCAGUGGGGAAGUGUCCAUGGACAGCGGGUCCCUGAUCAUGUCCGAGAUCAUGGACAUCCCUGGGGACAGCAGCCCCUCGGAGGACUCGUGCCUGCUGGAGCUGCAGGGCUCCAUGCGCUCCGUCGACUACGUCCUCUUCCGCUCCAUCCAGCGCAGCCGCGCGGACUACUGCCUGAGUGUGGACUGCGUGCAGUGCAGCCACCACGCGCGCAGCCCCACGCUGGGCUUGCAGGGACCCUUCGAGGAGACGCCGCAGCCCCGGGUGCGGGGGGAGCGCUCCUACUCCUGCUCCACGGCAGAGCCCGGCCACGACGGCAUCUUGGUGGGGGGAGCCGUCACCCACAGCUGCAAUCGCCUGGAGGGGCUGGCCCGCUGCAUGGGGCCCUGCUUCCCCGAGGUGCGGCUCAAGGACAAGGGCUCUCUGCAGGGGCGCGGGGGCGGCCGCACUGCGGGGCCCAACACCGGGCGUCUCUGCCACCCGCGGCGCAACAGCGAGACCUCCUGCCCCUCAUCCCCGGCCCCGGGGCUGAGCCAGCACCCGCUCGUCAGGUCGCACAGUGACCCCGGCGUCCUGAUGGCCAGCCACACUGCAGAUUUCAGGGAAGUACUUUAUACCAAAGCACUGGAGGACACCACGUCCAACUCCUCUGCGGAUACAGGGCUGUGCUCGGAGGCCUGCCUGCUCCGCCAUUCACACUGUGACUCCCCACUGCUGCUCCGGGCUGGAUCUGUGGGGAAGAGCAAGCUGCUGCCCUCCAAGAAGGUGCCGCAGCAGCUGUCAAAGACGACGACCCGCUCCCUGGGGGACCUCAAGGUCUGCCGGGGCACCCGCGGGCUGGUGGCCAGGUUCCUGCAGCGACCCAAGCGCAGCCCAGCAGCCGGUGUGGAGGUGUCUGGGCACAGCUUCCAGGGGCACAAGCAGCCUGUCCCCACGGUGUUGCAGGUGCCCUGGAGCGCCUGUCCGGGAGCAGAGCGGCCCCAUGAAGGCAUCCACCUGCAAAGCUGCGGGGACCUGAGCUCUACCUCGUCCCUGCGACGGCUCCUGUCUGCCCGCCGCCUGGAGCGCAGCCGCCCGCGGAGCCUCAGCGGGACCUGCAAGGAGAGCAUCCUCUGACAGCAUACCCCCACCGACGGCGCAGCCUCUACUGGGACCCUCCCGGUGGCCUGGUGUGGGUGCCCCACUGUGGAGAGGGGGUCCCGCUCUGGGCCAGGGCCUGUGGACAUUGCUUGGACGUUGCUGCUGCCCCAGCAGGGCUGGGUCCUGCGCCACUGCCGCGGGGUCUCUGCUGGGCCCCUUCCCCAGGCAGCACCAGGGCGAGGGGCUGGUCCCCUGGGGCAUCCGCUGGGGGCCGAGAUGGCCAUGCCUGUCCCCUGCCCUGUCCCCUGUGCCAGCCGUGCCUCUACCCUGGGAUGGCUGUGCCUGUCCCCUGUGCUGGCCAUGCCUUGUCCCCUGCGCCAGCUGUGCCUGUACCCUGGGACAGCCAUGCCUGUCCCCUGCCCCGUCCCCUGUGCCAGCUGUGACUGUCCCCUGUGCUGGCCGUGUCUCGUCCCCUGCGCCAGCUGUGCCUGUGCCCCAAGGACAGCCAUGUCCCCUGUCCUGUCCCCUGCGCUGGCCAUGCCUGUCCCCUGCCCUGUCCCCCUCGCUGGCCAUGCCCUGUCCCCUGCACCGGCCGUGCCUGUCCCCUGCCCAGCCCCUCAGCCCCGCCCCCCCACCGGCCGUGCCCGGUGCCCGGUGCCCCGCGCCGGCCGUGCCUGUCCCCGUCCCCGCCCGCUCCCCCCGCACCCGGCUGCGCCCGG
Messenger RNA from Falco peregrinus (peregrine falcon), 3558 nucleotides. It is a transcript of the gene ENTREP3, whose product is annotated as endosomal transmembrane epsin interactor 3. NCBI's taxonomy places the organism in Eukaryota, Metazoa, Chordata, Aves, Falconiformes, Falconidae. The record is from RefSeq and is a predicted model, not a curated record. The coding region runs from base 815 to 2875 and encodes 686 amino acids. The transcript is spliced from 12 exons. Gene Ontology annotation, cellular component: membrane.